AUGCCCCCACACAACCCCGAAUUAUGUCAACGUACCAUGUGUGCAAAUUGUCUUGGCUCUCAUUCAGCUUCUGACAAACACUGCCCUUUAUAUUUGCAACAAAAAGAUAUAUUGAAAAUAAAAACACAGAACAAGUGUAAUUAUAAAGAAGCUAAACGUCUGUACAAAAUCCAUAAUCCCACACCCGUUAACUCAAAGCAAUCUUAUGCAUCGGUUGCUAACUCCACACAACCGCAAUCAAGUACACUCAAUUCAAACUCCGUCUCUCUUUCUAACUGUUCAAACAGCUCUAACGACCCAUCGAUUCCAUCACAAACCAAUCAUAACUCUUACUCUAACGGACCCAAUAAAUCAUUCGAUUUGAUAAAAAAUACCAAUAACAACUACAACACAACAGAUCUGCAAGCUCUCUUCUCUUCCUUCAUUACUUCACACAACUCUCUUCCUCUUACUACUCACGACUCUAAUGUAAAUUCAAACCUCUCAUCUUUUUCUACUCAACAAAAUAUAGUUACUACACACACGGUAACUCCCCAAUCUCUUUCGAUACGUAACUCUAUUAAUUCAACACCCAACUCCUCUUUACUCAAUAACGAACAUAACAUUGCUACCACAUGCUCUUCCAAUAACGCUACAUCUCUUUCAUCCAACCUAAAUCCAACAGAAAAACAAUCUCUUACAACCAUCUCUUAUGAGCACUUGGAAUGUGUAGAUUCACAUCUAAGCAACAAAGUGACUAAAGAAACUUAUACAGACAUCCUCAACAGCGACCACGAAGAACCCGUACUAUAG
Messenger RNA from Anastrepha ludens (Mexican fruit fly), 792 nucleotides. RefSeq names its product beclin-1-like protein A. The transcript has a single exon. Lineage: Eukaryota; Metazoa; Arthropoda; Insecta; Diptera; Tephritidae. Bases 1 to 792 code for a protein of 263 amino acids. The record is from RefSeq and is a predicted model, not a curated record.